CAGCAAUUGAAUUUAUUUAUUAUUAUAAAACACAAAUAGUUAUAACAAUUUAGAGGGCAGCACUGUUGAUUGCACCAUCUGACUUCCUCCAAUUUCGACAGCUAUGUAUUUAGUCACUGUUAAUCAGAUGAUUCUUAACCUUUUGUUGUGAAACUUAUUUACAAAGAAAUAUAAUUCUUUCUAUGAAUUAUACAUGUAUUUAUUAAAAUUAAUAAAAAUUGGAAGAGAUAUCAUGUUAUGAAUAUUGGAUAUUGCAUACAAAGCAUAUAUAUCAUUAAUAAAAUAUAUUUUGAAACAAAGAAAUGUUUCUAAUUUUUUAAUAUAAAAAUAAAUAUAAAUUAUAAAAUUUUAAUAAUAAAAUCAUUUUAAGAAGUGUGCAAUCAUGACCGAAGCAUGUGAUUCUAUAGUGGUAGUUAAAGCGAAACCAGUGCGUAAAGUAUUUAAAGCUCCAUUUAAAGUAAACAAAGUUCCUGAAGAGAUUUUAAAUGAUCAGUUAUUAAAUUCAGCUAUUGCUGUAUUACCAGCUAAUUACAAUUUUGAAAUACAUAAAUCAGUAUGGAGAAUUAAAGAAGCAAAAGCCAAAAGAGUUGCGUUACAAAUGCCUGAAGGACUUUUAAUGUAUGCUACAACUAUAGCUGAUAUAAUAGAAGAAUUUACAGGUGCAGAAACUGUUAUAAUGGGGGAUGUUACUUAUGGUGCAUGUUGUAUAGAUGAUUAUACUGCAAAGGCAUUAGAUGCAGAUUUUUUAAUUCACUAUGGACAUUCCUGUUUAAUACCAAUUGAUCAAACAGUUGGUAUUAAAGUACUUUAUGUAUUUGUCAAUAUAAAAAUUGAUCCUUUACAUUGUAUUGAGUGUUUACAAGCUACAUUGCCAAUUACAACUAAAAUAGCGCUUGUAAGUACCAUACAAUUUGUAGGCACAUUACAAGCAAUUGCGUUAGAAAUGAGAAAAAAUGGUUAUGAAAUAUCUAUACCACAAAGCAAACCAUUAAGUCCUGGUGAGAUUUAUAUUUAUAUAAAGAUUUUAGGCUGCACAGCACCACAAAUUCGAUGUGUUGAUGCACUUGUUUAUGUAGGAGAUGGACGAUUUCAUUUGGAGGCAGCAAUGAUUGCUAACCCAAAAUUACAAGCAUUUCGAUAUGAUCCUUAUGAAAAGAAAUUAACACAAGAAUUUUAUAAUCAUGAAGAAAUGCUAAAAACUAGAUUAAUGACAAUUGAGCAUGCAAAAGAAACUGGCAGAUUUGGAUUAAUACUUGGAACUUUAGGUAGACAAGGAAAUAUCAAUGUUCUUAAAAAUUUAGAAAACAAAAUUAAAUUAAUAGGAAAAGAAUAUGUGAUUAUAUUGCUCUCAGAAAUAUUUCCAGAUAAAAUUAAACUAUUUAAGGGUGUCCAUGCUUUUAUACAGGUUGCGUGUCCACGAUUAAGUAUAGAUUGGGGUACCGCUUUUGAAAAGCCAUUUCUUACACCUUAUGAAGGAGCUGUUGCUCUAAAAAUGGUAAAUCAUAACAUUGAUAAACCAUAUCCCAUGGAUUUCUAUGCUUCUAUUAGUCUUGGGCCAUGGACUCCUAAUUAUAAGGAAUGUGACUUAGAAAAACAAGUUGAUACCUGUUGUGGUAAAUGUAAAGAUAAAACAUAAAUAAUAAAAAUUAUUUUAAUAUUA
Megachile rotundata (alfalfa leafcutting bee) is the source of this 1660-nucleotide messenger RNA. RefSeq names its product diphthamide biosynthesis 1 (gene Dph1). Gene Ontology annotation, molecular function: 2-(3-amino-3-carboxypropyl)histidine synthase activity. NCBI's taxonomy places the organism in Eukaryota, Metazoa, Arthropoda, Insecta, Hymenoptera, Megachilidae. The record is from RefSeq and is a predicted model, not a curated record. Gene Ontology annotation, biological process: protein histidyl modification to diphthamide.